Molecule: messenger RNA, 5288 nt
Organism: Macrobrachium nipponense
Lineage: Eukaryota; Metazoa; Arthropoda; Malacostraca; Decapoda; Palaemonidae
Product: nascent polypeptide-associated complex subunit alpha, muscle-specific form-like
Exons: 4
Coding region: 582-2129 (515 amino acids)
Biological process (GO): negative regulation of DNA-templated transcription
Cellular component (GO): nucleus
Molecular function (GO): histone binding; chromatin binding
Source: RefSeq, a predicted model, not a curated record
GUUGCACGCCAGCCGCCUUUGAGCUAGCACCAGACCCGCGUCACUGGUGGGUCGUCGUAACCUCGGCACUGUGACGCACACACACACACACACUCGCUGGAACAUUCAACUCUGGUUGAAGAGGAAUCGUCGUGAAGUGAUUACAGUGAUCUCCCGUCACCGGAGGAAUUUUAAACGAUAUACAGUGCUCCGUGAAUGAGUCCAUCACCCGGAAGAUUUGGAUCGUAUCAGUUUAUUUCGAUUUUCUUAUUUUAUUCUGUUGGGAAUUUCGAAAAAUUUUGUAUUCCAUCUCGAUGACAUGCCAGUGGAGUGUUGCCUUGCCCAACGGAUUGCAAGAAUGCGGUGGAGGUGAAGAGAAUAAUAAUUGUGAUUCUCCGUUGUUUUGAGUUGAUGUUGACAGAUUUUGGUGAACUCAUAAUAACCCCUUCCUCGAAAGUGUCCCUUUUUGAGUUCUGUGUCAGACCUUCGCCACUUGUGACCUGUGACCCGCAUGUCGCCAGCAGGUCAGGCAGUGGCAGUGUAGUGACCUAAGUAGUGGGAAGAGGAAAUUCUAGUGGAUAGACGGACUGUUAAAAGGCUGAAUGCGAGCCAUGACAGACUUGGACACUAGCGCCGCUGUCGUCUGGCCAAAGUGGUGUUAUUCUAGUAAGUCAGCUUGGUAUCAUUCCCGCAACCAAGGAGAGAGUGAGGGCGCCCAGGACCUGGCUCUCAACAACAACAACACGCCCAUCACUAAAGACAAAGAACACGCUGCGGCUGCAGCUGCCGCCAACGCCGCCGCCGCCGCAGCGUACGGAGCCAAGGGCCGGAAGAAGAUCCGAAGGGAGGUGCCGAACGGCAUCCGACCGGAGGAGAAGAUGCACUCGGACUCCACGAACGACGUCAAAUCGGAAAGACUGUCACCUGACCCGGGGAGCGACGCCCCCACCGCUGCCCAUGCGACUCCGAGCCCGUCGGUGUCCCCCAAGUCGCCCGCCUCUCACCGCACCCGAACCCCGUCGUUCCCUGGCACGCCCCCAAAUCCAGCCUUUACACCACCUGCCGCCCUCCCUACCGCCUACGACCGAUUCAGUCCAGCGGCGUUAGGCGGGGUGGGCGGAGUGGGCGGUUUACCCGGAGGGCCAGGAGCGAUCAAGCAGAUGGAAUCCCUCAUGAACAGAAACUGCUCCGACCUCAUGAGAUCUUUGGCAGCAAAAUAUAACAACAGCAACCCUAACGAUUACUUCAGCAGCCCCAACAACGGUUUUCUGCGGAGUCCGCUAGGGGGACUAACAGGAUUCAAACCUGGAUCAGCCCCCUUCUUGGGGGUUCCAGCGCCCCCAACGUCCUCUGGUCCAGUCAAGGAUACUGCGGACAAAAAAGUCGACAAUGUUCCUGUCUCAACGACUUCGGCGCCAGGAGGGAUGCCGCCCAUGCCCCACCCGGGGGCGCCUCCCAUGUUUCCUGGGACGGGCAUUCCCGGUUUCCCCGCAUUCCCACUCGUCGAAAUCUCCUCCAGUCAAGUUCUCCUCAAUAUGGUCCGGAACGCCUCGGCGGCACAACAGUCGCAAUUGGAGAACUACUUGAGAGGGGCCAUGAAGCGGCCGGCUGACGCGCCCACCUCCCCUCUCGACCUCUCCGCCUCAGUCACCACCAAGAGACCUCGCACAGAUCCUCCCAAGUCCUUCGACGUCAAAACCUUAUUCGGUCUCCAGCAGGAGGAGGAGAAGAAGACCGAACCCAAAAGUCACACCACAACGACCACCCGGUCGCCCACGCCUCCCAAGCCGAGGCCCACGCCUUCGCCGGGCAAUCACAAAUCACCCACGCCAUGUUCGGAUAAGAACUGCCCUUCGCUGGAGACCAUCGGUCACUGGACGGUGGAUGAUGUGUGCUCCUUCGUCGCUAGUAUAGAGCUGUGCUCAGAAUAUGCAGAGGCAUUCCGUGAGCAGCGCAUCGACGGCUCCGCGCUCCCUCUGCUGACGGAGGAGCACCUCACCUCCAGUAUCAACAUGAAGCUCGGUCCCGCCCUCAAACUGCGGUCUGUUCUCGCCCGGCGGCUGGGCGCAUGCAAUGUCUGCCUCCACUGCGAUCACUGUCACACGCAGACGCAGGAACGAAGGCCUGGAUCGGCCUCUUCGGGGCAAUAAUGUAAGCGAAGGACACCACCCACUUCUCUCUCUCAAGUCUUGGACGUUUCAAAGGGCACUUCUCGAAGAAAAGACGACGUUCCCUGGAAGAAAGUCCGUCGCCCUGAAAGUGAUUCCUCCGUUGCGGGCAUCAUUCUUCAAAAGUCCUCUGUGUGUUGUGUUGUACCUCACCUAAUGUGUCGAAUAAGAUGGCCUUCUUUGUUACAUUCCAUGUGAAAGUUUAUGCGAAAAUGUUCUGUACAUCCCAUCAUGAUAAGAUAUCGAAAGAGACAUACGUACAUGUAUUAGGAAGUCGACGAGAACAAUACUGAUGAGCAAUUGCUUAAGCUUUAGAUGAUGUCUGUGUUAACUGGUUAUCGUUAGGAAUGUUCAUUUCCUUAUUUGGUUGGUAUUUUAGAAUACGUUUUUCUCUCACGGUACCUGAAAGUCACUCGUCACUAUCUAUGAACAACAGUGUUAGAAUCAUUGUCAAAAUUCACUGGGUCUCAAAUACCAGGUGUUUGAUGAAGGGUGAUGACAAGACUUAAUUAAUCCAUCCAAAAAAACACAUGCUAGUAAUCACAAGUAAUGUCAAGAUUGGAUGUAAACGGUUCAAGGGAGUUGUACCAUUCCUGAAUAUUGUGUGAGUUUAGGCUUUGAGCCUCUUACUAGAAAAUCCUUAGCACUUAGAUACUAAAAAUCUCUUUAUUAAGUGUCAGUCCUUUGCAAGGACAUGAAAGAAAGGUGCUCUUUCCUGUAGAUUUUGACAGACAAAACUGUAGUUGCCGUUGCUUAGUCGACCAGUGAGACAAAACAAUAGCUUAUUUCUAGUGAGAGGAAAAGGCUUGAAAAAGCUUCAGCCUCCACAAGAGCUAAGCUUAGGUAUACUGUAGGUGCAUUAAUACAAGAGGCAUGCGCUUAAUAGGGCCAUAUUCUGAAAUAUCACUUCAAUCUUUGUUGAAUCUGAUCAUUAUUAUUAUAUAAAACUUUCACGAAUCAUUCGGAUGUAGAUAUAAAACGUUUUAAAAAGUGGCUUUAAUUUCUUAGAGAACACAAUAAACUGAUUCACUCCACCAUUUUCCUUCCUGAAACGUUCAGCUUUUCCGCAGCGUUGUGUUGGAUAUUUCCAUGACUAUGCGUCUCCGCAUCGGGUAAUCUGACGACCAAAUUCAAGUCUGAAUGAUUGAACAACUUUUCCUUGCGCGUAUUUAUUUUCCUUCUCCUUUUUGAGGCUAUUUUAAGUGAGAUUUCAGAAUGUGGAGCUGCUCUGUGCUUCCAGACUCGAAGAGGUGAUCGCCCCUCACGAGUCCCCAAAAGACAAAACUCGCUCAAGAAUAAACAAGUCAUAGUUUUUUUUAAAUACAUUUUUUGUUAAUUUUGUUUGUUUUUUAAUUUCGUUGUACAAUCAUUCCACACAAAUUAUGUACAUUUGCAAAGAAUACCUCACAGGCUAGUUGUUUGUUUUUGUGCUGUAAACAUGCAUUGCAACUAAAUGUUUCUUUUUAGACACUGCAAAUGAAAACAUAAAAAAAAAUGAUAAAAAAAGCUAACAAAGAGAAUGAGAGACUUCGUAGAGUUUAUUAUGGAGCGCCUGAGCUCUGGGUAGUUUUUGAGAGGGGAACAUGAUCCUACCUACGGUGGUUGUUAAACCCUUAGCUGUGAUUGUAUCCAUGUUUGUCUUUUAAACUCCCAUUCAUUAGAGGAAUACUUACGUACAUUUCCCCUUUCAAAUCCGACCUUCGUUAACCCAAAGAUUAUCCAUAAGUCCGCCUUUUUUUAAUUCUUAAAGUCAUUUUGAUGGUAGGUGCAUAGAGAUGGUUCAGUAUUUAUUUUGUCUAUUAUUUUUUUUAUUACACGAUAACUAAAUGUGUAAUUACUGGGUAGUCUGUAUAUAAUUGUUGAUAUGUUUAUGAAUACCACCUCCGAGUCGCGUGGGGCCACUGUAAGUCAUCUUUAAUUCUUUUUUAACUUAAGUUUCCAAAGUUCAUGGUCAUUUUUGGUAAACGUAGCCACAAUUCAGUAGGUUCACUAACAAGGCCGCUGGACAGACGGUAGUUAACAGCGAACAGAAAAAAUAAACUACGAUCGUUACUACGUUUAGGCAUAGGCACUGAUAAGAAAAAAAAAUCAAUAAACAAUCUUCCAAGACGUACAAUGAACGUUGAAAAUUAUUCCCAUGAUAAAAACCAGACGAUAAAGAGUAAUAUUUCCACGUCUGUUACCUAAAUCUCGUAAGUUCCUCCUUCUGAAGGAACAUGAUCUCCACAGUUGCCAUUUCAACCACCCCUGCCCGCCCCAAAACAAAAAUAGGGAGGGUGGGGGAGCAUAGAAGAUGACCAAAAUGAGACUUCGCAACUACCGUCUGCUAUGAGAGGUCGAAUCGCGCUUCAUUAGUCAUGUUACUCAUUAGUUUUCCCUUUGCCAUUUAUUCCAUUAAUUAGUUUUCCCUUUGCCAUUUAUUCCAUUAUUAUUCUUCAUCAUCGUCUUUCAUCACAUGAACUAGAUCUUCCCGUCAUCCACCCAUUGUGUUAAUAGACUCUGUUCAGAAUGUCGCUGUACAUAAGACAAAACUUAAGAGUUAAAUCUUUUUUUUAUCUAUAUUAAUAAAUAAAAAAGAACCCGGUGGUAUGCUAGAGAGGCUUGGUGAGCAACAAAACGUCAAAAGCAAAACGUGCAGCUGAUGCCAUCGAAAGCAGGCGGAAAAGCUGCUUCUGCUGCUGGUGCUGGUGCUGGUGUUAAUCACUAGCCAAUCAUAACUUGUCUCUGGAAUGUCUUCCCGGAGACUGGAAGUUAUGAUUGGCCAGUUAUUAGCACCGGUAGCUAAUAACUGGCUUAAGGGAAUUUUUGAAGGCAUCAGACGGCGGUCGAAACUGACGUCAGAAUCUCGCGCAGGAUUUCGAACGUUAAUGAACGUACCACUAUUCGACUUCAGGAAUCGUCGGUCUCUCGGCCACUUUUGUCCUCCCAGUCGAACUAGCUCUGAAGGGCCUGCAGGGUCGGGUGUAAGCAAUAACAUAUAUAUAUAAAUAAAUAUACAAAUGAUUUACGUGCGAGUUGAUGGAACUCUAAAGUUGAAAAUAUAUUUUGUUUGUUUAUAUUAUUUUCUAUUGGGAUGGCUUGUACUACACCACACACCAUAUUGUAAAUAUCAUAACACCAAAAUAAAGAAGAGAAAGAUGA